UAAACACACAAAGGGUACAGGGACCAAAAGUUGCUAACUCAACGUCAUUUGGUUUAAUGUUGGAGAGUUGUAUCAUUAGCAAUCAUAUUUGAUCGUCUUAUAUUUUUUUUUAUAAAGGCAUGAUCUUUAGUUUAGAAAAAAAAUGCUGUACUCAAUUACUUUAUUAGUCUUGGUCAUAUUGUCGUAUACAAAAGGAGAUCUUUUAAAAGAUGCUGUAAAUAAGAUUAGUAAAAAAGCUAAUGAAGAAUGUAAAAUACAAAUUGAAGAUCGACAGCUCGUUGGAUGUGAUAUUGAUUCAGUUAAUGAUACUGUUCCAUCUGGAGCUUUGUGUACCUACAUAAGUGAUGGUAGGAUCCAAUCUGAUAAUCCUGUAGAAACAUUUGUAUGUGAACAGGGAUAUUUCAUCUACUUACAUCACAAAAGUACAGGUACAGCAAAUGGACACGUGAUAUCGAAACGAUGGUUUGGGGUUGCUGCUGCUGCAUUUGUUGGAGGGGCUAUACUGUGUGCUGUAUUUUGUAGUGGAGGUGGAGGUGGAGGCAUACAGUAUGUUGUUAAUAAACCACCUACAAUUACAUGUCCAUCUGUAGAUGGUCCGUUCUAUCCGGACAAAGGAAUGGAUACUGUGGUUGUGACAUGGGACGUGCCUAUUGCAACUGACCCCGAAGGAAAACUCGAUAGAACUGAUUUGGAUGGAGCUCCACCCAAUUCAAAGUUUGCAGAUGGUAGUCAUACGAUUCUUUAUACUGCUAGAGAUGAUAUUGGAAACACUGCUACUUGUACCAUUAGAUUUCAGGUCAAAGUUAUAUAUUGUUAUUUCGGUGGUAGUUUGUAUGCAGAGCAUGGAAGAGCUAUAUGUCAUACACCUGCUUUGUAUGGAAACACAUGUGAAUUUGCUUGUAAUACGGGGUACCAGCUUGCAGUAUCUAGUCUAACAACAAAAACAUGUGAAAAAAGUGGGUCAAUUGGAGAAUGGCAACCUUUAAAUAAUUUUGUGUGCGAAAAAAAGAAGUGCAGCGAUCCACCUGAGUAUUGUAACGGACAGUUGCUAUGUUCUGAUGGAAACAAUUUCGAUUCUGUUUGUUACCCAACAUGCGCUGACGGAUAUUCCACAGAUAUGACAAAGAAUUUAAGAUGUGAUGGCGAUGAAUGGAUAGGUGUUGACAUUAUACAACCAUGUCUGGAUGUUCAGCCUCCCGAGUUUACGUUGUGUCCAGAGUCAGUUCAUGCAUUUUCUGAUGAAAAUGGUUUUGCAAUUGUUGAUUGGCCAAUACCAGAAGCAUUUGACAAUUCGAAAAAUGCAGACGAUUGCGGAGGUAGCACUGGAAUAACUGUAUCCCAAUUACUUGGAAAAGCUCCAAGAUCAAACUUUGAAAUAGGUUACCAUGACAUAACUUACACUGCAACAGACAAUAACAAUAAUGGUGGAUUGUGUAAAUUUACAGUAAUAGUUGAAGAGCUUUCUUGUAAUCCGCUUGUUGUUAAAGAUCAGUUUUUACUAGUUCAGUGUCCAAAUGGUUAUUCCCUAGGAUCAACAUGUGAAUUUGCCUGUUUUUUAAGCUACGAGCUAAGUGGCAGCAUGAAUGUAACAUGUCGAAAACAUCCAAAUUUUGAAAACAAAGCAUUUUGGGAUUGGCAAAAUGGGAACGAAUCUUACUGUGAAAAGUUGACAUGUCCUGAUUUACCACCACCCGCUGGAGGUGCUUUGGCAUGUUCCACGGCUCUGGGUAACGAAAUCUGUACAAUGUCAUGUUCUGAUAAAUACCAAGUAGCUAAAGGAACAUCUAUAUUAUAUGUUUGUAGUGAUGAGCAAUUCUGGCUGCAAGGAAUUCCUCCGAAUUGUACAGACAGAGUUCAUCCAGCGAAUGUAAUAUUGCCCGGUGAAUUAUUUUACUACUACUCAGGGGAUUGUUCUGACUCUACCGUUCAAGACAGUAUAAAGAAUAAUUUUGUAGACGUGAUGAAAAAUCUUGAGGGUACUGAUGGAUGGGAUAAUAUUUGUCCAGAUUACUGCACUGUGGAAGGGGUGACUGUUACAUGCGGUCCUUUGAAUGGUCGACGCCGACGGAGCAUUUUCACACGGUCAACAGAUAAAGAAAUUGUAGUUGAUUUUAAAGUUUCAUCACAAUGGGAGACCACCAAAACCCUAUGGCAAAAUGAAGACACACUAAACGCCUUGGGAAACUUAAUAAAACUUGAAGUGUCAAAUGGAGCAGUUGGCGUCAAUGGAACUACUACUGGAAGUAUGACAUUUGGUUGGAUAGAAUUCCCAUGUGAAAUUGGUCAAGAACCAGUUUAUGAAACUGAUGCUAGAUGUGUCGGUUGUCCCCCUGGCAAAUAUUUGCAAGACGGCAACUGUAUUGAUUGUGACAAAGGCUACUUUCAAGAGAAAGAAUAUCAAAUAAACUGCACAAAAUGCCCAACCGGAAAAUCUACAGCAGAUAAUGGGUCAAAAAGUGAAAAGAAUUGUAAAGAUAUGUGUCCUCCUGGAACUUAUUCUAGCACAGGUGUUGAACCAUGUUCACCUUGCGCUCUUGGACAAUACCAGUCUAUGUAUGAAUCUACAUCAUGUUUGUUGUGUGAUUCAUUAGAGUUUACUAAUUCAACAGGAUCUAAAAGUAAAGAGGAUUGUCAAGGGGUAGAUUUAACUUUCAUGGAUGAUGAAGCUUCAGUAAAGCUUGGAUCAUUACUUAGUAGUUUAGACAGCUUUAGUAUUGGACUAUUCAUGAAAUGUCCAAAUACAACCAACUCGACACUUCUGUUUUCGAUGGCGAAUUUUAAGUUUUCAGUUGGAACUGUAGCAGUCUUUACUGUAGCAGAACACUCUUUUCACCAUGAUGCGUCUAAUGAGGUAAAUUUAAGAAAAUGGUCACAUAUAACUUUAACAUGGGACAAAAACUUAAAGGAAGUUAAGAUGUAUGGGAAUAGUGCUAAAUUGACUUCUUUCGUGUUAGAUGCUGUAACACUCCAGGAAGCUGCUAUCCCAAUUGGAAGUUUUCUUGAAAUAAUGUCAACUAAGCCUGGGUGUGCGAUCAGUGGUCUAUUUCUAGUAGCAAGGGUGCUACCAGAAAACGAAAUUAGUGCGCUCAAAGAUUCAUGUGUAGCAUCAGUAUCAAAUUCUGUUUAUUCCAUGAAUGAUGUAUUUACCUCAGAUAGGACCGGAACUGAAUUAUCACCCUCAGGAUGUGAUGCAAUAGACGAAUGCGAAAGCAGUCCAUGCGGCAAUGGCAACGUGAGUAUAAAUAAGAAAAGUGGUUACGAGUGUCAAUGUUAUGGUGGCUACACAGGAAUAAUUUGUCAAAUUCCACCAGAUUUUUGUGCUUCAAAUGACUGCACUAAUGGUGCAUCAUGUCAAUCUCAUUUUACAAACUACUCUUGCCUAUGUCCAGCGGAUUUCACGGGAUUGUUGUGUGAAACAAAAAUAGUGCAUGGAAACUGGGGUUCUUGGAUUAAUUCAUCUGAUUGCUCGGUUUCUUGCGGCGGAGGAUCACGUACAAUGACUCGUUACUGUAAUGACCCUAGCCCUGGUGUGUAUGGUUUGGACUGUGUAGGAAGCAACACGUCACAGAGUAUAUGCAAUACUGAUGACUGUCCAGUAUGUCCACCGUAUUACACAGUCAUGGAGUACAAAAAUAGUUUCAACUGCUCUACAGAUGCUGAUCUAAUAUCAUGUGUUGUUAACUGUAAGGAUGGCUAUACCUUUGUAAAAGAUUAUUAUCCACUUGAUAAAUAUGAAUGUGGGCCUCAGACAGGUCACAAUUGGACAGCAAGACCUCCGCCGUGUGCUUCUGGAUACCGUCCAACAGGUAUAACUAGUACAACUGUUGCAACUUACAGUGUUAAUUGUGAUGACCAGACACAGAUGAUGUCCACGCUUUCUACAAAGCUAGAUGAACUUCAGUGUAUUCAAAAUCAAACAUGCUCUUUCAAAACAGAGGUAUCAGGAUGUCAAAAUAUUGGUAGAAAGAAACGAUCUUCAUCAUUUGAAGUGAUCAUUCAGUUAUACACAGAUUUUACACAAAUCGGGGACUUGAAUUUGCAGGAAUUCUUUGCUAAUAAUAUAGGUAAAUCAAUUGACACAACAUAA
This is a messenger RNA of Mytilus trossulus (common blue mussel), 4087 nucleotides long. RefSeq lists its product as uncharacterized. Gene Ontology annotation, molecular function: calcium ion binding. The record is from RefSeq and is a predicted model, not a curated record. NCBI's taxonomy places the organism in Eukaryota, Metazoa, Mollusca, Bivalvia, Mytilida, Mytilidae. The transcript has 21 exons. The coding region runs from base 143 to 4087 and encodes 1314 amino acids.